Cricetulus griseus (Chinese hamster) is the source of this 681-nucleotide messenger RNA. Lineage: Eukaryota; Metazoa; Chordata; Mammalia; Rodentia; Cricetidae. The record is from RefSeq and is a predicted model, not a curated record.
AUGGAUUGGGGCACGCUACAGACUAUCCUGGGGGGUGUCAACAAACACUCCACCAGCAUCGGGAAAAUCUGGCUCACCGUCCUGUUCAUUUUCCGCAUCAUGAUCCUGGUGGUAGCUGCAAAAGAGGUGUGGGGAGAUGAGCAAGCCGAUUUUGUUUGCAACACUCUCCAGCCUGGAUGCAAGAAUGUGUGCUACGACCACUACUUCCCCAUCUCUCACAUCCGGCUCUGGGCCCUGCAGCUGAUCUUCGUGUCCACCCCAGCCCUCCUGGUAGCCAUGCACGUGGCCUACAGGAGACAUGAAAAGAAACGGAAGUUCAUGAAGGGAGAGAUAAAGAAUGAGUUUAAGGACAUUGAAGAGAUCAAAACCCAGAAGGUCCGUAUCGAAGGCUCCCUGUGGUGGACCUACACCACCAGCAUCUUCUUCCGGGUCAUCUUCGAAGCUGUCUUCAUGUAUGUCUUUUACAUCAUGUACAACGGCUUCUUCAUGCAGCGUCUGGUGAAAUGCAAUGCUUGGCCUUGUCCCAAUACAGUGGACUGCUUCAUUUCCAGGCCCACAGAAAAGACUGUCUUCACGGUGUUCAUGAUUGCUGUGUCUGCAAUUUGCAUCCUGCUAAAUAUCACAGAAUUGUGCUAUUUGUUCAUUAGAUUUUGUUCAGGAAAGUCAAAAAGACCAGUUUAA